This is a messenger RNA of Melanaphis sacchari, 742 nucleotides long. RefSeq names its product ubiquitin-like protein ATG12 (gene Atg12). The transcript is spliced from 3 exons. NCBI's taxonomy places the organism in Eukaryota, Metazoa, Arthropoda, Insecta, Hemiptera, Aphididae. The record is from RefSeq and is a predicted model, not a curated record. Gene Ontology annotation, cellular component: phagophore assembly site membrane; cytoplasm; Atg12-Atg5-Atg16 complex. Bases 383 to 706 code for a protein of 107 amino acids. Gene Ontology annotation, biological process: autophagy of mitochondrion; C-terminal protein lipidation; autophagosome assembly.
AGGAAGUAAAAUAUAUUGACUAAAAAGUAAAAACAGCAAAGAUUUUAGUAAUAACUAAUAAUCAGUGAAGUGUAAACCAGUAGGCAACGAGUACUCGAUUAAAUAAUAUUAUUUAUGUCUUGUAGUUUGUACCUAUUUUAUUUAACUUCCUAGUCGGGUUCUACUGACUGUCUACAACUAAUUAUUUUGUAUUCUCUAAGCAAUAUUCUCAACUCUUGAUCAUGUUUAUCGUUUGAACCCUAUAAAGUUUUUCCAUGUUAUUAUGAAUGUUUAUUUUUUAUGAUGUGCAAAAUGUAAAUAUUGUAGACAUUAGUUAUGUGCAAUAUGAUAGAAAAUUUGAUUUUCAAAGAGCUGUAGACACUAUCUGUAUUAAACAUUUAACAUGGACGAAGAAGUUACUAAUGAAUCUAAUACCCCCAAAGUUGUUACUGAAAAUAAAGAAAAAAUUGAGAUAUUAUUGAAAGCGACUGGUAAUGCACCAAUUCUCAAGACAAAAAAAUGGAUGGUUGAAAAAGAAAAAACAGUGGCAUCUAUUAAUGAUUUUUUACGGAAACUAUUAAAACUAGAACCAUCCGAUAGUUUGUUCUUAUAUGUGAAUCAAGCAUUUGCACCUUCACCUGAUCAGACAAUGAAAAAUUUAUAUGAUUGUUACAACACAGAUGGUCGUCUCAUAUUACAUUAUUGUAAAACCCAAGCUUGGGGGUAAGAUUAUAAAUUUCACAGAAUUAUUUUUUGAAUUUUA